AUGAGUGUUGAUGAGUUUUUGAACUUUCCAAGUAAAAAUGUAAUCUAUGAAGUUUCUAGUGAUGAUAAAAUUAUUGAGGAGCUUGUUGGUGUAUUUAAUUCUAAAAAUGCUAAUGAAUCAAAUGAAACAGAUAAUGUAGAUGAAAAUGAUGAUAAAGAAACUGUUGAGAUUGGUAGGCAAUUAAAACAAACAGAUAGUCUUGAAAAUUUUAUUAGAAAGAAAAAAAUUAGUUCAAUAGUGCAAACUAAUAUAGAUAUGUAUUUUCAUUAA
Molecule: messenger RNA, 270 nt
Organism: Cetraspora pellucida
Lineage: Eukaryota; Fungi; Glomeromycota; Glomeromycetes; Diversisporales; Gigasporaceae
Source: the annotation of a GenBank genome assembly